GGCCCUGCAAACAGGAAGUUGCAUGCACUACGACUACGACGUUGUUUUUUCCUCACACAUCGACUUUCUUUCACCUGCAGAAAAUAGCAAACAUUGCGUAUUUGUCUUCUUGUCUUCUAAACGUACGAUCUCAAAAUGAAGCAGAACUCUAAUGUCCCUGCCUUCCUUACCAAGCUUUGGACUCUGGUUGAAGAUGCUGAUACAAAUGAAUUUAUUUGUUGGAGUCAGGAGGGCAACAGUUUCCUGGUACUGGAUGAACAGCGCUUCGCUAAGGAAAUCCUUCCAAAGUUCUUUAAGCACAAUAACAUGGCCAGCUUUGUAAGACAGCUGAAUAUGUAUGGAUUCCGUAAGGUGAUGCACAUUGACACAGGCAUUGUGAAGCUGGAGCGAGAUGGGCCAGUGGAGUUCCAGCACCCCUACUUCAAACAUGGUCAAGACGACCUGCUGGAGAACAUCAAGCGCAAGGUGUCUAACUCAAGGCCAGAGGAUGGGAAGACCAGGCAGGAGGACCUGGCCAAGAUCCUGGCCAACAUGCAGAACGUCCAGGGGAAGCAGGAGAGCAUUGACUCCAGACUGGCCACCCUGAAGAGGGAGAAUGAAUCUCUGUGGAGGGAGAUAUCUGACCUGAGACAGAAACACUUGCAUCAACAGCAGCUCAUCAAGAAGUUGAUCCAGUUCAUCGUCACCCUGGUUCAGAACAACCGCUUUUUAAACCUGAAGCGCAAGAGGCCUCUCCUGAUGAGCACCAACGGGAAGAAGCCCAAAUACAUCCACCAGAUCUAUGAGGAAGACAUGGACCUCAACAAGUCCUCCGUCAACGGCAUCAACGGCUCCGAGAUUACAGACGAUGUCAUCAUAUGUGAUGUCACAGACGAGGACGCAGAGAUUGCCGAGGAGACGUCCAGAGUUCUGGAUCAAGGGGAUGUGGAGAUUAUCGAGGUGGACUUUGACGGCGGGGUGGUCCUCCUCCCAGACGCAGACACCCAGGCAGACGUGGACCUCCUCAGCAACGGAGCCGGUACCAACUCGGAGGAGACGGCCCUGCAGACCGACUUCUGCUACACCGGAGGAGGUCUGGGUCCAGAGGAGGCCGCCGCCUCCUCCUCCAGAGAGCAGGCGGGCGGCAGUCUGCCCACCAGUAGUGCCCUGCAGCUGAACAAGCCGUCGGCCCUGAGCCUGGAGGACCCGGUCAAGAUGAUGGACUCCAUUCUGAACGAGAGCGGAGCCAUCUCCCAGAACAUCAACCUGCUGGGGAAGGUGGAGCUCAUGGACUACCUGGACAGCAUUGACUGUAGUCUAGAGGACUUUCAAGCCUUGCUUUAUGGAAAACAGUUCAGCAUUGACCCAGACCUGCUGGAGAUUUUCAGUUCUAAUUGUCCAACCAGUUUGCAUGAUGGCUGCUUCUGCUCCCCCACAGAAGAGACCGACGUCUCUAAAGGGACCCUAGAGCAGCUAGCCAGAGCACACAACACAGAGGAGACACCAGCCGACAAGCAGCUGAUCCAGUACACCUCCUGCCCCCUGAUGGCCUUCCUGGACGGCUGCGCCCCCCUGCCCUCCGAUGCAGACGCCCUCCCCUGCCUGGCGGGCCAGCUGGAGCUGGAGUCAGAUAGCCUGCUGGCCCAGCCCCUCCUCUCCGACCCUUCAACCUCCCCCCUGGAGGAGCAGCCCUCCACAGACCUGCUGGAGCCCAUCCUGGACACAUCCAGCCCGCCCCGCAGCUCCCUCAUCCGCCUGGAGCCCCUGACGGAGGCUGAGGCCUGUGAGGCCACGCUCUUCUACCUGUGUGAACUCCCCCCCCAGGGGGCUGGCACAGACCCCACCCAGCUGGAUGUGUAAGCCAAUGAGGAGCCUUGGGGUGGGUGAGGAAACAGGGGAAGGCGGGGCCUGGUCCUGGACGAGGAAGUUCCUUCACUGACGUGUGUUGAAGGCCUGGACGUGGCUUGGUCAGUGCCCAGGGUAGCAGCCCCUGGAGAUGGUGCUGGUGAGGAAGAAGAGUCGACGGAAGAGGAGAAGAAAGGACUGAACCUCUUGUAUAUACUCGUCAAAAUGAUGAUUUACCGUUUGCUUCUAUCUUACUUUGGUACAUAACCUACAUUUCUAUUCCCUCUUUGCACACACACAACAAUCAUACAAUAACACAUACAACAUAUACACACUGACAAGUGGAAGGUACAGAACCACUUAUUCCAUCCUUUAUCAGUUGGCGGUCCAGUAUCCCUCCGCCAGUGUAGUUAAAUGUGCUUCCACGGUGAAAAGUAGAGCUGUGACUACUUAGGAGAGGUGUUGAUAAUGAUCAUUGUUGUCUUUGUGUUCCAUUAUCUCUUCUAAAGAAGUGUUUCUUUUGAGGUCUUGAUUUUCUGCACCUGGUCAUAUAUGUUAAGGAAGACUGUGGAGCCGUGGAGCUGUCCUUAUUCUACGAGAACAGAAGUGCUUGCAUUGUAUCUCCCACUGUAUUUAUCUAUAAACUGUCUCCACAAUUCCAGCUACUGUUGUGUAACGUACUGGUGUGUGUAAGUUCACUUGUAUCAUUACACUGGUGUGAUUCAGCAUCUGUGAGCUUCUUGUCAGUUUAUAGGCUUGGCAAUAAAACAUGUUGAGUU
Molecule: messenger RNA, 2603 nt
Organism: Osmerus eperlanus (European smelt)
Lineage: Eukaryota; Metazoa; Chordata; Actinopteri; Osmeriformes; Osmeridae
Gene: hsf2
Product: heat shock transcription factor 2
Exons: 11
Coding region: 136-1839 (567 amino acids)
Biological process (GO): regulation of DNA-templated transcription
Molecular function (GO): sequence-specific DNA binding; DNA-binding transcription factor activity
Source: RefSeq, a predicted model, not a curated record